Molecule: messenger RNA, 282 nt
Organism: Echinostoma caproni
Lineage: Eukaryota; Metazoa; Platyhelminthes; Trematoda; Plagiorchiida; Echinostomatidae
Source: the annotation of a GenBank genome assembly
AUGCGCUGGUACUUCCGAAACAUCUCACGCAAAGAUUCCGAGCGUCUGUUGCUAUUGAAGGGGAAUAUUCGAGGCACAUUUCUGGUUCGUGAAAGCGAGACAACAGACGCCAAUCGCGAUUAUCGUUCACCCGUUUGCACGUUAGUGCAACAGAGCCCGUCGUCAGACCGAAUGACCGUGGCUUUGAUGACCACAGUAACAAAGGUGACCACAUUCGAGUGCUCAACAGAAUCCCAAAAAACCUUUGCAGACUACAAAGAUGUAUUUUUAGCAAAAUCAUAA